Maniola jurtina (meadow brown) is the source of this 1222-nucleotide messenger RNA. RefSeq lists its product as uncharacterized. Bases 534 to 1106 code for a protein of 190 amino acids. The transcript has 2 exons. Lineage: Eukaryota; Metazoa; Arthropoda; Insecta; Lepidoptera; Nymphalidae. The record is from RefSeq and is a predicted model, not a curated record.
GUUUUAUCGCUGAAAGGUCUAUGCAAGAAGUUUUAAUAGAAGAUUAAGAGGUAAGCUAUAUAAUAAAGUAAUGUUUAUUGAUUUACGCGUAUUAAUAUAAAAAGAAAUGAGCUAGCUUUCUUUUUUAACUUAGGCGGUGUUUCAAAUUGUAUUUUAUUUAUUUUAGAAAGCUCAAUAAUUGAAAUUAUACUAUGGAUGGAAAAUAAAUUGAUUCCUGGAGUGAUCUGAGUUCAGAUGAAGAAUGGUUGUGUGCACAAUCACAAGAAGCAGGGCUGAUGUCAAAACAUAUUAAACGGCGUAAAAAAAAGUUGCAAAGAAUAUAAAAAAAGAAUUAAACUAGGUGAGUAGCGUAGGUUUGUUUUGAGGACCGCAUUUUUUUGUUAUUUAUAUUUUUAAUGCAAUAAUUCCUAUUAUUCUUUUUAGAAUUGAAUCAAAAAGAUAACACUAGUUCUUCUGAUAUCAAAGCAUGCAAUUUUCCUAAUAAAUACGAAAUUAUUGCAACACCAAUAAACGAACCAAACUUCGGGGACUCCAUGAAAGGCAUUAUAAGUAGCCAGAACAAUACUGUAAAAACAAUAUUUGAUCAAAACAUAGACUUGGAUAUCGAAAACAUUGACACUAACAAUCUACAAGUUAUAGAGAUAGUUGGUAAUGAUCUGCAACAGGAACCACCCGAAUUCGCUACGGUGGCCAUCGAGUAUCCUCAGCCUUCUUUAUUGAAUGCGCAAGACCCAAAAUCCAGUGCCUCUACUACUCCAUCGUGUUCCUCAAAAUUGGUCAUACUGAGUAAUGUUCCAUAUCACGGUGAUUUGUUAAGUCAUAAAAAACGACAGAACAAGGCGGCAAAAAAUCCCAAGAAAUAUCAACGCAAUGUUAAUAAAGAAUUACGAAUGAAAGGUGAACAUUAUUUUGGAUACAGAAAAGCAAAGACUAAUGAAAAAUUUAAGGUGAAACAAGACGUAUUUGAGCCUGCAAGAUCCAUGAAACCACCGUGCACUUCUCCGUUUUGCAAGAAAUCGAAACUCGGAUCAUGUGACAACAUAAACGAACAACAGCGGCAAUAUUUUUUUGAAAAUUUCUGGAAGAAUAUGAACUGGCAGCAGUGAAGAUCGUUUAUAACUUCUCACGUUAAUAAAGUACCAAAGAAAAUUACAAAAAAUCCAGAAUCAUCCAAAAGAACUAAUAGUCAAACUUACGUUUUGACGAUUGAUAAUGUACGUCA